GUCCUGUACGUCUUGCCGGCGCCGUGCCGUGUUGCGGAGCUAAGAGACGGGCACCAUUUUCUCGAUUGCGAGGCUUAAGUAUUUUUUGUUUUCGUUCAUGUUUUUUCCUCAUUGUUUUCAGUGGAGAAUUGGUAGUGAUCUGAGCAAGUUCUUCUAAAGGCGAGCGAAGUCUGGAUCUUCGGCGUAGUCAAGACUUGUUAGUGCGUGUGUUUCCGCAGAUGGCGGCCUGAGCUAUGCUUUGCUCCCCGGCCAUUUUAGGCGGCGCUUGCACUGUCGUCUCCUCGGCUCGGCCCAGGGGCUUGCUUUUUGCUGCUAGCCGAGUUCCUGUAAGAACUUCGACUUGGUUUGUUCACUGAGACUCGACCAUGUCCUGCGUGCACUACAAGUUUUCAUCCAAGCUCAACUAUGAUACAGUCACCUUCGAUGGCCUCCACAUCGCUCUCUGCGACCUGAAGAAACAAAUCAUGGGAAGGGAGAAACUGAAGGCGGCCGACUGCGACCUACAGAUCACCAAUGCUCAGACAAACGAAGAAUAUACUGAUGAUGCUGCCCUCAUUCCAAAGAAUUCCUCUGUUAUUGUUAGAAGGAUUCCUAUUGGGGGUGUCAAAACUGCCAGCAAAACAUAUGUCAUUGACCGUUCUGAACCUUCAAGUGGACCAUCAAAAGCAGUAUGUAAAAUAAAUAAAAAAAACAAACAAAAAUAAAAACAAAUGAAAUCACUACUCUCACAAUAUGUUUCAUAUCUAAGAGUAAAAUUAAUGCUUUUUAUCAGUAUCUAAUUUUGAAACAUGUUUUUACAAAUUAAAAUAUUUUUAAUUUUUCUGUGAAAAUAUAAUUUCUGAUGCUAGUAUUCAUAAUGUGUUGUAACACAAUGUAAUUUAUGAAUUUCUGGAAUUUUUGAGUUUGUGCAAAACCUGCACUGUAUUUCAUAUUGAAAUCACGUGAAUAUUACCUGUAUGACCAAGUUGUACAGAUUAAUGUAUGAUCUUACUGAUCAUGUGAUAAUGCCAUUGGUGAACAUGAUUUCAUGUUCAAAGCUUGUCUGUGUCCAAGUACUGCAUUUGUAAAUCCUGCUGUGUGGAUUGUUUUUUGAUAAUAAAAGUGUUUUGCGUGUCAUCUUUCAUUUUACAUUGUACUGCGGAGUUGCCAAUUUUUUAAAAGAUUGUUUGCAAAGAUUGAACUAUGAUAAGGCACACCCCUUGCAUUUUAUGAAGUAUGAUUUACAUAUUCAUGAAAAUUUAGAUUUUUAACAAAGCUCAAUCAGAUUACAGUAUUAUUUCAAACUUCUACAGAUUUUUCUUCCAAUGAAGUUUUUAAUUUAAAUAUGAGCUUUUUCGUUGUGUGGGCAUGAUGAUGCAGACGUUUUCAAUGAUUUUUUUCGGAAUUAAUAUUCAGUGUUCUGCACCAUUUUCUUCACCUAGUACAUUGUAUAUUAGAAAGUGGGUGGUGUGUACUUAUUGAUCUAAAGAUGACUUCAUCUGUUAUACACAUACAUCAUUUAAUAUUGCAGUUGUUCAAGUUGGUCUCUGCUUACACUUCUCAAUUUUUUGUGCUCUGAAUAUUCCUAACUGGCCAAAUCAGUAUGCAAUCUGCUGCAGUCAAUUCAAAGUAGAACAUUU
Molecule: messenger RNA, 1619 nt
Organism: Erpetoichthys calabaricus (reedfish)
Lineage: Eukaryota; Metazoa; Chordata; Cladistia; Polypteriformes; Polypteridae
Product: E3 ubiquitin-protein ligase RBBP6-like
Exons: 3
Coding region: 366-704 (112 amino acids)
Biological process (GO): mRNA processing; protein ubiquitination; ubiquitin-dependent protein catabolic process
Cellular component (GO): nucleus
Molecular function (GO): zinc ion binding; ubiquitin protein ligase activity
Source: RefSeq, a predicted model, not a curated record